AUGACACCCCUCGCCAUUUCUGUCCCCGAUGGCUCGGGCUCGCCAAGUGCAACACGUCGGAAGUUUUCACUCUACGGGGACCGGUUACGGGAUAGUGACAACAGCCCCGUGCCGGGUGCCUCGACCGGCGAUGCAUCACCUUUUGCUUCGCCGUUGGCUUCGCCCCUCGGAUCACCUCUUGCAUCACCUCGCGUGCAUAUCGUGCCGUUUGGUGCUGCCUACCGCCAUGCACGAGCUCCGUCAGACGAGUCACUCUCACAACUGCCGCCUUUGCCAAUGUCACCACGAUGGGAUUCGUUGUCCAACCCUGCUAAAUUUAUCCUGCAGCCCUCAGCAUCGACCCCGGCAUCGCCAUUCGAACCCCCGCCACAUUCUCCCUCACCUUUUGCAUACGACACAGCCGCAAGCACGCCUAUCGAAUCUCGAAACGCCUCCCCGACAUUCCCUCUGAAAUCUGCUUCAUCACUGGCUGAUCUGCGCGCCUACGACAGCCCUCCAACGGCCGUGGAGAACUUCUCGCGGCCGCGGAAACAGAGCAUUCGUCAGCCAAUCACAGACGCGGCUAAGACCCGGGCCGCCCCCAGCGCCCCAAGCGCCUCAAAUGCCCCCAGCUACAAUGCCGCCGACCAGUACUUGGAGCUCGUCACCUCUCCCCAACAUCCUCUCUGGCCUCCGACACGCCCCCGCGGCCCUUCUGUUUCGUCUUGUCAAUCAUCGUCGACCUACCACUCGGUCCUCUCUCCUCCCGGUAACGACUUAUAUGAGCAGCGAGCGCCCCGUGCUAGGACCACCAAUGGUGCGACAUCAUCCGCCGCACGGCCGCCCUUGAGCUACACCAACAGCGGCUCGGCUUCCCCGAGCCCUGUCGUCGCCCCUUGGAUGAGUGGUGAAGAGCUUCGCUCAAGCUUCCGCUCCCAAUUCACAGAAUCAACUGCUCCUGGCACCGCCGUCACAGAACGAAGCAGCGUCCUUACAAAGGACAGCUCCGUCACCUCGCUCUAUCCUAGCCCGGAAGGGGACGCUGAGCCAGAGGGUGACGCCGACAACGAGUUCGACCCCGAUCUCGACGAGCCGAGCCUUGAGGAUGUUAUGGGCAUGUACGAGCAAGGCUUCGACGACGACGACGACGAAGACGACGACAACAACGACAACUACUCGGACUACAACGUCACCAUGAACGCCCGCCCAGCUACCUUGACGUCGGACUGGGAGCCGCGUCGGAGCGUCUUGGAUGCUACCGAUGACGAGGACUUCCCCAAGCGGCCGAUUCCAGAGUCCGUCUCGACAUUGGAUGUCGAGAUCCGAAUGUCCAAGAUGAUCUUUACCUCUCCUGCCUUUACAUCAUCCGUACCCCAUAUCGCAGAAAAAGAACACUACAAUCGGGGAAUCGCUGAAAAGCGCGACUCGGCCAAGUCGAUCGACUCAGAACCCUCAGUCAAUUCUCAACAACCUCCCUCUGCUACCGAACCUUCUGUUACACGCUCUCCAUCCAUUUCGACACCCAUCUCUCCUCCCAUCUCUCCACCUAUCCCAGCACACAAGCCAGCCGAACGUCCCGACACCCCUGAAUCUACCAAAGACCCCGAACCCUCACCCGAACCCCCUGUCAUCACUGUGGCCGCCGCACCCACCGCACCUGUUGAGCCCGAAGACCCCGACUCCCGUGAUCGCUACGGCUUCAAGAAGGCGAACCAAUACGUCACCCGGGAGCAAUACGACAACUGGAAUGCUGGUUAUACCGAGUACCUGGCCCGCCGUCGCAAGAAGUGGGCCGCGUACCUCAAAGACAAUGCUCUUAUGACAGAUCAUCCCAACCGGUUUCCAGCUCCCAACGCAAAGACCAAGCGGUUCGUGCGCAAGGGCAUUCCCCCGGAAUGGCGCGGUGCGGCCUGGUUCUACUAUGCCGGUGGACCUGCGAUCCUCUCCCAGCACUCGGGUCUCUACGACAAGCUGACCUUUAAGAGGGCCAAGGACGUUGACGCCGAAGCGAUUGAGCGGGAUCUACACCGCACAUUCCCGGACAACAUUAAGUUCAAGCCUCCCGGUGGACCAGAGACGACGGCGUCAAGCAGCACCAGGGAGAGCCGGACGACUAUGACGGAUUCCACCCGCAGCUCAAGCCCGGGUCUACCCAACACUGAGGGAGAGCCACCCAUCAUUACGUCGCUGCGUCGGGUGCUUCACGCCUUUGCCGUGUACAACCCUCGAAUUGGCUACUGCCAGAGCUUAAACUUUUUGGCUGGCCUCUUGCUCCUCUUUGUUGAGACGGAGGAGCAGUGCUUCUGGCUCCUCAACGUCAUCACAGUCGUCUACCUCCCAGGGACGCACGAGAUGAGCUUGGAGGGCUCCAAGAUCGAUCUCGGCGUGCUCAUGACUGAGAUGCGUAACUCGAUGCCCGCCAUCUGGGACAAGAUUGGCGGUGAGCUCGAGGCGGACCCCAACUCACGGCCGUCGACUGGCAAGUCAAUGCGGCUUACUCGGGCACGGCGUAAGGAGCUGCUACGCAUGUCAACGCCAACAGACCGACUCCCACCAAUUACGCUCUGCAUGACGGCAUGGUUCAUGAGCUGCUUCAUCGGAACUCUGCCGAUUGAGACUACCCUCCGAGUGUGGGAUGUCUUCUUCUACGAAGGCUCCAAGACGUUAUUCCGCAUCGCCUUGGCUAUCUUCAAGCUGGGCGAGAACGAGAUCAAGUCUGUGGCUGACCCUAUGGAAAUGUUUGGGGUGGUGCAAUCGAUGCCAAGGCGACUGAUUGACGCCAACGCGCUCAUGGAGGCUUGUUUCAAGCGGCGGAAUGGCUUCGGGCAUCUCAGCCAGACCCAGAUCGACGAGAAGCGCCAGGAACGCCGAGCCAAGGCACAGCUGGACCGAGCACGACAAGGGAAGAACCUCAACACGUGGAACGUGGCGCAAUCAGACACAGAGGGCGGCAAGAGGAGCAUUUUCGGGAAGAAGAGGUCACCGACAGGUGCAUGA
Messenger RNA from Fusarium falciforme, 2976 nucleotides. RefSeq names its product Rab-GAP TBC domain-containing protein. The transcript has a single exon. Lineage: Eukaryota; Fungi; Ascomycota; Sordariomycetes; Hypocreales; Nectriaceae. The coding region runs from base 1 to 2976 and encodes 991 amino acids. The record is from RefSeq and is a predicted model, not a curated record.